CAACACAGACAGACAGUCAGUCAGUGUGCGAGCGAUCAGCUGUUCGAACCGUAGUGAAGAUGAGAGAGGUGGCCCUAUUUUCAUUAUUUUUACUCGCUUUAGCUUGCCCUGCGCUUUGUAUACUCAGUAGAUCGAAAUACGUACCCCCUGUUGUGCUAAUUCCAGGAGAUGGGGGAUCUCAAAGGAAUGGAACUAAGCUCAACAAAACAGAAACUGUUCACUACAUUUGUUCCAAACUUACAAGUGACUGGUUUGAUCUGUGGCUCAAUAUGGAACUACUUGUACCUUAUAUUAUUGACUGCUGGGUUGAUAACAUGAAGCUGGUUUAUGACAAUGUGACACGCACAACUAGUAAUGCUGAAGGUGUUGAAACAAGAAUUCCUGGAUUUGGAAAUUCUACCACAGUAGAAUGGCUGGAUCCCAGUCAACGACGUCCUACAGGGUAUUUCAAGGAUAUAGUUAAUGCUCUUGUGGCUCUUGGAUAUGAGAGAGGAGUAACUGUCAGAGGAGCUCCAUUUGAUUUUCGUAAAGCACCAAAUGAGCACAGUGAAUACUUCCUAAAACUUCGUAGGCUAAUUGAGGAGACUUACCAAUAUUCUGGUCAUAGAAUUAUGCUCAUUCUUCAUAGUAUGGGUGCACCCAUGAUGCGGUAUUUUUUAAAACACCAGCCACAACACUGGAAGGACAAGCAUAUUGAAACUGUGGUGUCAUUAGCAGGAGCUUGGGGAGGCUCUGUGAAAGCUGUGAAGGUUUAUGCUGCAGGGGACAACUUAGGCAUUUAUGUCAUAGCUCAACAAAAAGUGAGAGAUGAACAAAGGUCAGCCCCAAGUUUGGCUUUCCUUUUACCAUCUUCAGAGCUCUGGGGCCCUGAUGAUGUCUUACUUCAAACUGAUACAAUGAAUGUCUCCACAUCCAACUUGAAGGAUAUGUUUGAUGCCCUGGAUUUACCGGAUGCAUAUGAAAUGUACCUUGACACAAAAGAUUUGGUUAAUAAUGCUCCUGCUCCCGGAGUAGAAGUGCAUUGUCUUCAUGGUGUAGGUGUGGAUACUGUUGAAAAAUUAAUCUACAGUAAGAAAGGAAGUUUUCCAGACAAUCCUGAGGUUGUAUUAGGUGAUGGAGAUGGUACAGUCAAUACUCGCAGUGCAGAAUUGUGCUUAAAGUGGAAAGAUGGACAGAAACAGAACAUUUACCACAAGGCUAUUAAAGGUAUUAAUCACAUGUCAAUACUUUCUGAUAAAGAGAUCAUCGACUACAUUGUAGAACUUGCGUCUAAUAUAACUGAUAAAAACAUAGCUAGAGAUGAAAGAAAACUGAAACGCUUGACCAGGCUACAGAAAAAGAAAGAAUGGGCCAACAUCCUCAGAGAUGAUAAAAAACCAACCGGUAUUGCAGAGUCAGAAUACAAAGACUUCAGCUUUAACAGCGUAUAUAAUUUGCUGGAACUACAAAAGACGGGAGUUGAAGACAGAAGAAAAAAUGACGUAAGUACACUUUACGAUUAAUGGAACAGUUUGUAUAGAAAAUUGCUUAGGACAGAGAGUUUGUAGUGCCGAUUGUUAACAGUAUCGUUGUUAAAACAAUAGGAAAGCAGUGUCCUCUUCAUUGGAAGUAGUCUCUUCCUUAUAUUUUUAUUGAAUGAAGUUGAUAGAGGGAGAAUAUAGUCAGCUCAAUUUUUAUUUAAUGUUGUCCCUCUCAUGUACAUUUUGUAUGUCUUAUUUCCUUUAUACAAAAUUCCAUGCUUUUUUUUUUGAGACAUGAUAUGUUAUCAAUACUGUUCAAUUAUAAUAUAAUGAUUUUGUUGAAAUUGUGCUAUACUAUUGUAAAUUUUCAGCCUCAACAUUGCUUUACCAAGAUUUUGCAAGGCCUUUCAUAAUGCAAGAAGUCCUUGUCCUUUUCUAGUUUUGUAUAUUACAGUAAAAGUGAGAAAUAUGAUCAUUUCAAGGAAUUUUAGAAAACCAUUUCUUUAUACAUAUGGUAAUAGGCAUCUUUCCAACCCAGUUGCAGC
Messenger RNA from Macrobrachium nipponense, 2005 nucleotides. RefSeq names its product phospholipase A2 group XV-like. Lineage: Eukaryota; Metazoa; Arthropoda; Malacostraca; Decapoda; Palaemonidae. The transcript has 8 exons. Bases 60 to 1502 code for a protein of 480 amino acids. Gene Ontology annotation, biological process: lipid metabolic process. The record is from RefSeq and is a predicted model, not a curated record.